Molecule: messenger RNA, 357 nt
Organism: Bipolaris oryzae ATCC 44560
Lineage: Eukaryota; Fungi; Ascomycota; Dothideomycetes; Pleosporales; Pleosporaceae
Exons: 1
Coding region: 1-357 (118 amino acids)
Source: RefSeq, a predicted model, not a curated record
AUGUACAUCUCCACCCUCCUCCUCUCCACCCUCCUCGCCACACUCUCCUCCGCAACCAUCAUCCUCGGUCACGCCAACUACGACAACGACGGCCACAAAGACACAGCCGUGUGGAUCCAGGGCCGCGACCCCUGCGCCUAUACCUACAUGGGCCACGGCAGCCCCUGCGCCUUUGACGGCGGCCGCUUCGUCGCCUCAAACGGUUUCCACUACCGCAUCGUCAACUGCGAUAAUGGUCAGCCGUUUACCCUGCAGAAUGAAGAUGGGUCGAAGAAUGCUGAGGCGGUGUUCCAUCCUGUUGAUGAUCUUGUGCAUUGCCCAGGGGGGUUUACUGUGGGGCAGAGUUAUAUUUUCUAG